UGCUUAGGUACUUCACUUCAUUCAAAUAACCAAUGUGGACUCUGGAAUUAUUGGUCUGUCAAACACAUUAUCAAAAUUUAUCAAAAAUACCGAAAAAAUGAAAGAUAUUACGUGUUUCUCAGCUGCUUUCUUUGAAUUAAGCACGGUUUAAGUUUCUGACAACUCUAAACAUAGUUUAAUUUAUAAUAUUGAAACAGGAACAAAAAUAACAUUAUCAAAUUAAUUAUUUUACCGACGAGGAGGUUUGUCGCGGGUAGAACAAGAAUGAAGUUGUGCUGAGUUUGCUGCCUUCCACUUCACAACCAUUCCAAAUAAAAAUAAUUAAAUAAGAAAAAAAUGGCAAGAUAUUUUGAAAAUACAACCACAUACAAUUACAGCUGGGAUCAAGUGGCUUGUGGAUACUGGAAGAGGUAUCCAAAUCCACAAAGUACACAUGUGUUAUCCGAGGACACAUACAGCCGGCAGGUGAAAGAUGGCUGCCUCUAUACCAAGAGGCUCCUCACCAAAACCAACAGGGUACCAAAGUGGGGAGAAAGGUUUUUCAAUUCAAAGUCAGUAAAGAUAAUUGAGGAGAGCAUUGUGGAUCCAGAGAAGAAACUGCUUGUCACAUACACAAGAAAUAUGGGCUAUACAAAAGUGAUGAGCGUAGUGGAGCGCGUGGAGUAUCGCGCGGCGGGCGCGGGGCAGACGGUGGCGCGCCGCUCGGCCUGGAUCGACUCGCAGGUGUUCGGCUUCUCGCGCGCCAUCCGCGCCUUUGGCAUCGAGCGCUUCCGCAAGAACUGCUCGCAGAUGGUAAACGGUUUCAACCACGUAUUGCAAAACCUGUUCCCGCGCGCUACGAGCGGGAUGGGCGGCGUGGGCGGGCUGGGCGCGGUGCACAGCGCGGCGGCGCGGCACCCGCUGAAGGAGAUGCGCGAGGCCGCGGCGGCCGCCACCGACCGCGCCAAGCACAACGUGCUGUCGUCCGUGCAGCGCACGUAACCAGGCCGGGACGCCGCCGCGCCCGCCACGCCGCGCAGCUAGCCGCGCUCCAGCCCGCCCACGUCUAGCGAUACUUCGUCUAAGUUGCCAAUGUCGACUGAUUCUUCUCGUCGUUCUCCGAACGAAGACGAACUUGUCUCGUUAUAUCACGGCGAGGAAACUCGUGUCUACCUCCGCUGCGGACUUCCGAGAAGUGUCCGUCGACAUUCCGCCUGUGACGAGUGAUAAUGGACGUUAUACGUGUUCGAGACGAGUCGAGUACGCCGAGGUUUAGUGAGAUGUCAGGUCGAAACUACUUCUUUUAGACUAAAUUGAGUAACCUUAUGAGGAACAACGGGUCAUUCUUUAUAUAUUCUUAUAUUUCAAUCAUGUAUCUUCGAUGCUUAUCAUGACUUAGCUAGCUAUACUGCACUGCCACGACACUACUCGUACCUUGUACCACAUUCCAACUGUGGAGCUAUGUAUGUGCAGAGCCUCUACAGAUUUAACCAUUUAUAUCAACAAUUAUUUGUGCACAUAUUUGCAUGUGCAAACAAGAAGAUAAAGAAGUGUGAGAGCUAUUGGCGAUUGUGUAAAAUCUACAGAGGCUCUAAUUUUACAAUUUCUAAAAUUAUUUUGAAUGAUUUGAAACAAAUUCCAUUGUUCUGACAGUUUUCAAAGCAUUUUUUUUGCUUCACUGUAACUGACUGAAAUGUUUAUUUAUCUAUUUAUUGUUUAGGGCACUUGGAGAUAUUUAUAUUUUCUUGUGGCAAUGUGUGCUCAGCAUGAUUUAAACAUGAAUUUAAUCUGAAACCUAUCAAGUUGAUUAGGAAAUAAUAUAAAAAUCCAUAAACGCAGCAUUUCUCAGAUUAUAAUAUAUUUGUCAUUGAACUUUAUAUACCUUUUUUUUGGUGGAAUAAUAAUUUUAUUUUGUUAGUAUAAUGGAAAUUUAUGAUGAAACAGUAGAUAAUAAUUUGUAUGAAAUGUUUGAACAUGUUAAUUAUUAUUUUUAACUAAAUCCAGCACAAGCAAAUUACAUUCUGUGGCUUUAUUUUUCCCUUGCCACAAAUGAAACAUAUAUCUUUAUACAUGUCAUGAUAGAUGUAAUUCUAGUCUGUAAUAUCAGAAAUAUACCUAGUUGUGUUAUACAUGUACAACAUUAUUGCAUUUUAGGUGUUUUACGUAUGAUUGAUUUUAGUAUCUACGCCUAAAUGUGAAUAUAUUUCUGUGAGAGUAGCUUAGUGUUGCGCCCAUCUUUAAAAGAAGAAAUUAGUAUUAGUUACCACUUCGCAAAUAAGAAGAUCAAUAAAUGAGUCUAUGAGUACUGCAA
Pectinophora gossypiella (pink bollworm) is the source of this 2290-nucleotide messenger RNA. It is a transcript of the gene prel, whose product is annotated as protein preli-like. Lineage: Eukaryota; Metazoa; Arthropoda; Insecta; Lepidoptera; Gelechiidae. Gene Ontology annotation, molecular function: phosphatidic acid transfer activity. The transcript is spliced from 6 exons. The coding region runs from base 337 to 981 and encodes 214 amino acids. Gene Ontology annotation, biological process: phospholipid transport. Gene Ontology annotation, cellular component: mitochondrial intermembrane space. The record is from RefSeq and is a predicted model, not a curated record.